AUGUGUGGAAUCACGCUCACGAUCGGUCCGGACAACGACCUGUCCCUCGCGCGCUCGUUGCAUGCCGCCAACGCUGCGCGCGGGCCGGACACACAAGGCGUGUACGCCAGACGUGUGGGCGCUGACCUCCUGCUGCUUGGAGCCAGCGUACUUGGCCUUCGCGGCGCGGUCACAGCGCAACCAAAGGUUGGGACUGGCGUGCUCGCCUGGAAUGGGCAAGUGUUCUCCGGCCUCGACGUUGGUGUUCAUGAUAAUGACACUGCCCGUCUCUUCGCUGCGCUCGAGGCCAGCGAGGACCCUCUUAGCGUCCUCGCCGCGAUCGAGGGCCCAUGGGCCUUUGUUUACAUCCGCGCCAACAAGGUGACGUUUGGCGUCGAUCCACUGUCGCGUCGCUCGCUAUUACUGCACAUGCCUGACGAGACAUGCAAGAGUCUCAUCGUCUCGUCCACACGUAGCCCGCUGGCGCGCGAGCGUGUGAUACAGAUGCGUGCACUCGAAGGAGGCGAGGUCGGCGUGCUCGACCUGUCAUGCCUCGACAGCAAGGGUGCUAUUAGCUGGCACAGCGCCCUGGCGCUUUCUCGCCUUCCAGUAACGGUUACCCCUGUGAACCGUGUCCUUCCGGCUUCUCCACCGGAGCAACCCGCAGCAGUCGAGGCAGAGGUCGACGUGUUCCUCUCGCAGCUCACUGCGGCGGUCCGGCGGCGGGUAGAGAACAUUCCCGCGCCACCAGUUGGUGGCGCCCGCGUCGCUGUCCUCUUCUCUGGUGGCGUCGACUGCUCCCUCCUUGUUUGCCUUAUCCAUGCAGUGCUGCCACCGGGCGAGCCUAUUGACCUUGUCAACGUGGCCUUUGCGCAGCCCAAGCCUCGUGGCAAAGACAGGCUGUCGGGGCGCGAGGCCGUAGCGGAGCUGCGUACCGCGUUUCAACGCGAGUUUCGCUUCGUCGAGGUCGACGUGGACGCCGAGACGAGCCGCUCCUUACGGCAGUUGGUCGUUGAUGCCAUGUAUCCUAGCGACACGGAGAUGGACCUAUCGCUCGCAUACCCACUAUACUUUGCCUCCCUGGGGCGCGGGCGAGUGGACGGCGAGGAGUACACUGUCACCGCAAAAGUGUACUUUUCCGGACUAGGGGCCGACGAACAACUCGCUGGGUACACGCGCCACCGCAAGGCAUUCGAGCGUGGCGGGUGGGAGGGCCUCAUCGACGAGGUCCAACUCGACCUCGACCGCCUGCCGCAACGAAACCUCGCACGCGACGACCGUGUGAUCUCCGUCCAUGCUCGUGACGCGCGAUAUCCCUAUCUCGACCUCGAGUUUGUCAAGUACGUGUCGGCGCUGCCUGUAUGGGCCAAGUGUAACCUCGCCCUCCCAGCCGGCGAAGGGGAUAAAGCGCUCAUCCGCCUGGCGACUGCACGUUGUGGCAUCAGCAAAACGGCGAGACGUGUCAAACGUGCCAUGCAGUUUGGUACAAAGAGCGCAAAGCUGUAUCAAGGUGCACCAAGGGGCUACAAGGCAGGUGAGCAGCGGAUUGCUGAUUAA
Messenger RNA from Cutaneotrichosporon cavernicola, 1536 nucleotides. RefSeq lists its product as uncharacterized. Bases 1 to 1536 code for a protein of 511 amino acids. The record is from RefSeq and is a predicted model, not a curated record. The transcript is spliced from 10 exons. Gene Ontology annotation, molecular function: asparagine synthase (glutamine-hydrolyzing) activity. Lineage: Eukaryota; Fungi; Basidiomycota; Tremellomycetes; Trichosporonales; Trichosporonaceae.